AUGGCGGCGGGGGACCCGGAGCGGGCGCGGUACUGCGGGCGGCUCUCCUACCUGUGCCUGAAGCUCACCCUCAUCACCUACUCCACCACGUUCUGGCUGAUUGGAGCCCUGGUCCUCGGCGUUGGGAUUUAUGCAGAAAUUGAAAGACAGAAGUACAAAACUCUAGAAAGUGCCUUUCUAGCCCCAGCAAUUAUUUUAAUACUUUUGGGCAUUGUAAUGUUCCUGGUCUCCUUUGUGGGUGUGCUGGCUUCUCUGAGAGACAAUUUAUGCCUUCUGCAAGCAUUCAUGUACAUCCUUGGGCUCUGCUUGCUGAUUGAGCUGACAGGUGGAGUGGUGGCCCUGAUUUUCAGGAACCAGACAAUCAAAUUUUUGAAUGAUAACAUUAGAAGAGGGAUUGAGAAUUACUACGAUGAUUUAGACUUCAAGAACAUCAUGGAUUCUGUUCAAAAGCAGUUUAAGUGCUGUGGUGGGGAGGAUUAUAGAGAUUGGUCCCAAAAUGUGUACCACAACUGUGCAGCUCCAGGACCACUGGCUUGUGGGGUGCCCUACACUUGCUGCAUCAGAAAUAAGACAGACAUUAUCAACACCAUGUGUGGAUACAAAACCAUUGACCAAGAGCGCCUGAGCGUUCAGGACGUGAUCUAUGUCCGAGGGUGCACGAACGCCGUGCUCAUCUGGUUUUUGGACAACUACACCAUCAUGGCAGGAGUGCUGCUCGGCAUACUGCUGCCCCAGUUCGUGGGAGUGCUGCUGUCCUUGCUGUACAUCACCAGGGUGGAGGACAUCAUCACGGAGCACAAACUGAGCGAGAGCCUCUUCGGAGACCCGCGCCCCAGAGCCGCCCCCGAGCUGGCCGGGGCUGGCUGCUGCAUGUGCUACCCGGGGUGAUGGGGAGCCCAAAGCGCAGCUGGAACCAGGCAAACCCAGCAGCUUUUGGUGCCUGCUGGCUGCUCCAGACCGUGGGGUGGUGAAGCAGCCAGCAGUGGGUGACACCCAGGGCACAGCAGAGGGGGCCCCGUGUGGUGCUGCUGGAGGGGGGGGGUCUGUGGAUCAUUGCAUCUCCUUCAGAGUGAUUGCUGAGUGAUGGAACAGCCAGGAAAAAAAAAAAAUGGAGAAGAUUUCGACGUCGAUUUCUAGGAUUUCUUUGCAUCUAGCGGGGGGGUCUCUGUGUCUAUGCUCGUCCCUUUCCAGCUUUAUUUUCUUACUCCUUCCGGAGGGAUUUCUUACUGAUCGACGUGGUGGAUAUUAAACAUGUGUUUGAUAAAGGGGUUUUGUGCUAAUCAUGAUGAAUUUACUGACAAUAAUGGAUGUGAUGCCGAUCGCUUUCAUUGCUCAGUCUUCUGUGCCUUUUAAUAUUGGGGCAAAUGCCAAUGUCAAAUCAGUCAGGUACUGCUUGAUCGAUUUUUUUAAUGCAGUUUAUUACUGUCUGGUUUUUUGUACAGGCUGUUUGAGUCUUGGAUGUACUGUAUUUUUCCCCUUUAGUAAAUGAACUAAGUGAUUGAUGACUUUAUAUUUUUUUGGAGUUC
Messenger RNA from Sturnus vulgaris (Common starling), 1526 nucleotides. It is a transcript of the gene TSPAN15, whose product is annotated as tetraspanin 15. Gene Ontology annotation, cellular component: plasma membrane. Lineage: Eukaryota; Metazoa; Chordata; Aves; Passeriformes; Sturnidae. The record is from RefSeq and is a predicted model, not a curated record.